GCCGGAAGUGACCCCUUCGAGGAGCGGAGCCGGGGCGGGCGCACAAGAUGGCGGCGGCCGAGCGCAGCCGCCGGUAACGGGGAGUCGGGGGGCCCGAAGGCUCCGUCUCCGCUCCCCCCCCCGGGUCCGGAGCCGGACCGGGUGGUGCCGGGGGGGGCGAAGCUGGCGGAGUUGGGCCGGGGGGGCGGCGGGGCGGCGGCGAUGCGGAGUCAGUGCGUGUUGGGCCUGCGCUCGUUCGCCGCCUUCGCCGCCCGCCUGUGGAGCUUCGUGCUGUACGUGCUGAGGAGGCAGGUCCGCACCGUGAUUCAGUACCAGACGGUGCGAUACGACGUCCUGCCGCUGUCCCCCGCCUCCCGAAACCGCCUCAGUGAGUCGGGGAGGGGGGUCUUAUUUGGGGGAGGGGCUGAAUUUGGGGAGGGGGACCUGAAAUGCGGGGGAGGGGAUCAAGUGAGCCAAUGGUACGAGCUGGUGGUGUUCACAGCCAGCAUGGAGAUCUACGGCUGCGCGGUGGCCGACAAGCUGGACAACAACCGCAGCAUCCUCAACAGGCGCUACUACAGACAGCACUGCACGUUGGAGCUGGGCAGUUACAUUAAGGACCUGUCGGUGGUUCACGGGGACCUUUCCAGCAUCGUCAUCCUCGACAACUCGCCCGGCGCCUACCGCAGCCAUCCGGAUAACGCCAUCCCCAUCAAGUCGUGGUUCAGCGACCCCAGCGACACGGCGCUGCUCAACCUGCUGCCCAUGCUGGAUGCACUCAGGUGGGGAGGGGCUGAAAGCAAACUGGGGGUGAGAGAAAUA
Messenger RNA from Phasianus colchicus (ring-necked pheasant), 801 nucleotides. The record is from RefSeq and is a predicted model, not a curated record. Lineage: Eukaryota; Metazoa; Chordata; Aves; Galliformes; Phasianidae.